CAAGGAAGUGCCCAGGAAACUCCUCACCUUUCCUUGAAGUUGCCAAGAGUAGGACCCUGUCUAAUUAAUUUAUUAUUUAUUCCAUUGAAAGGGACCGCAAGAAAUUGCCAAGAAAAUCUCAUCAUCUUUCUUCAUCAAACAUGUAUUUCCAAUGCAACUUUCAACUUCUGAAUUCUCAAUUUAAGAAGAGUACACUUUCAGUAGUAAUCCGUCAUAGAUAAACAAUUACUUCUCUGAUGGCCGUUCAAGGUGCUUCUUCCUCUUCCCUUUCUUCUUUUACUCAUAGGUGGAAGUACGAUGUAUUCUUGAGCUUUAGAGGUGAGGAUACUCGUAACAAUUUUACUGCCCAUCUAUAUGCUGCUUUAGUUCAAAGAGGCAUAAACACAUACAGAGAUGACGACAAGCUUCAAAGAGGGGAAGAAAUCUCACAAGCACUUUCCGAAGCUAUCGAAAGCUCAAGGAUUUCAGUUGUAGUACUCUCAAAAAAGUAUGCAUCAUCGAGAUGGUGCUUGGAAGAGUUGGCGAUGAUCAUCGAUUGUAAAAAAACAAAGCAACAAAUAGUUCUACCAGUGUUUUACGAUGUAGAUCCAACAGAGGUACGACAUCAGAGUGGGAGUUUUGGAAAAGCAUGGGCUGAACUUAAAGAUAGACUCAAUGAUGAGACGAAGGUGCAGAGGUGGGAAUCAGCCCUUACAGAAGUGGCCGGCUUGGCUGGGUUCACUUCAGUAGGCAGGAACGAAUCUGAAUUUAUCCAAGAAGUUGUUCGAACGGUUUUUAAAGUAGUAAAGCCUAAAUCUUUAAAUCACAAUUCCAAUCAUCUAGUUGGAAUACAGUCUAGAGUACAGGACAUCCAUAAUAAGCUUUCAAGUGUAGAAGUGAAAGACACUACACGCAUACUAGGGAUCUUUGGAAUUGGUGGAGUCGGUAAAACAACUCUGGCUAAAGAGAUCUACAACUCAUUUCUUGACCAAUUUGAAUAUAGUUGUUUUCUUGCAAACGUGAGAGAAAAUUCAGAGCAAGGGAAGGGUUUAAUUAGAUUGCAAAUGACACUUCUUCGUGAGAUCCUAGGAGACUCGAGUUUGAAGGUUCGAAAUGAAGAUGAAGGAAUGGGUCUCAUAAAAAAAAUGCUUUGUAGUAAAAAGAUUCUUUUAGUUCUUGAUGAUGUGGAUCAAUUAUUCCAAGUUGAAAACUUACUUGGAGAUCGUGAUAGGCUUGGUGAUUGGCUUGGUUUAGGUAGUUUAAUUAUUAUAACUACAAGAGAUGAAGGUUUAUUAACCAAUUAUAAUGUUCAUCUACCAUACAAGAUGGAGGAAUUGUAUCACAAUGAAGCUCUUCAGCUGUUUUGUUGGAAUGCCUUCAAAAAGGAAGAACCUAGCCAAGGUUUUGCAGAACUCACAGAAAAUUUUUUGCGUUAUGCUGGGGGCCUUCCAUUGGCUUUAACGGUGCUGGGGUCAUAUUUAUAUAAAAGAGAAGAAAUUAAAUUUUGGGAAGAUGCUCUAGAAAGGUACAAAAGAAUUCCUCCCACGAGUAGCUUUCUCUAUAUGUAGUUUUGAAAAGAAAGAAAGAAAGAAUUGCUCAUAUGUAGUUUGUCAUGCUGCAAGGCAUUGUUUUACCAAUCUGUAUCAGCAGUUGUAGUAACUAUCUUGGUACAGAAAAGUAGAUGAUUUCUGAUUACAAGCCGUAGUUCAAUCCAAAAUGUAUUCUCGCACACUGAGCUAAGAAGAAAUGCCGUUGCAUACUUGCUUUAGUCAGA
Molecule: messenger RNA, 1753 nt
Organism: Carya illinoinensis
Lineage: Eukaryota; Viridiplantae; Streptophyta; Magnoliopsida; Fagales; Juglandaceae
Product: disease resistance protein RPV1-like
Exons: 2
Coding region: 237-1547 (436 amino acids)
Biological process (GO): signal transduction; defense response
Molecular function (GO): ADP binding; ATP hydrolysis activity
Source: RefSeq, a predicted model, not a curated record